Molecule: messenger RNA, 735 nt
Organism: Lucilia sericata (common green bottle fly)
Lineage: Eukaryota; Metazoa; Arthropoda; Insecta; Diptera; Calliphoridae
Gene: nullo
Exons: 1
Coding region: 1-735 (244 amino acids)
Source: RefSeq, a predicted model, not a curated record
AUGGGAAACGUACAAGCACAAUGUGUUCCUACAUCCGUUCAAGAUGCCAAUAAUAAUAUUCCUGGUCUAAUGAAACGUACAUGCCAACGCAUGAGUUUGAAACGCGAAAAAAUGCCAACACCUACGCAGUCAACCAAAACCCAGAAGUCGAAUAGAAAACGAAUUGUUUUGAAAGCCAUGCCAAGAUGCUCAUCAUUUGAAGAUUUGUCGUCUUUGUUGCCUUCUUCGAAAAAAGUCGAUAAUGAUCCAACUUAUUUGCUAUGGAAAAAAUCAUUCGAAUGCCCUCGAGACAAACCAGAAACAGAUAAACAGAAGCAUUUGAGACGCAUGAAGAAACGUGUUCACGACAUGACCUCCGCUGUCAGCGGUCACAUUACUCCAAAAGGAUUUCCAUCAUACACUAAUUUAAAACCUGUCCGUAGUUCCAGUCAAAAUCAAUACAAAAAGAAACCCUUACAAUUACCUCUGCCCGAUGACAGUCUACAUGUCGAAUGCAAAAAUGAAUUACCUCUCCAAAAUAUUUCUCCCCAACGUUUGUCAACAGUCGUAAUGUGCAACAAUAUCCCAAACACCAACUCGAAAACUCCUAUCCAGCCAAAAUACACUUUGGCACCACUAAACCUGCUCUCUAAGUUGUCACAAAAGAAACAAGCGAUUCUUAUCGAACAACUUUUUCGUGACAUAAAAAAUUUUGAAUCGCACUACGACACGAAAAUGGAUUCCUUUAUAUUUUAA